Molecule: messenger RNA, 2018 nt
Organism: Nematostella vectensis (starlet sea anemone)
Lineage: Eukaryota; Metazoa; Cnidaria; Anthozoa; Actiniaria; Edwardsiidae
Product: tubulin--tyrosine ligase-like protein 12
Exons: 14
Coding region: 15-1913 (632 amino acids)
Biological process (GO): protein modification process
Source: RefSeq, a predicted model, not a curated record
UGUUUGUAUCCAUCAUGGCGGAUGAAGAUAGUCUUUUUGAGGAUUUCGUCUGUGUACAUUCUCCUCAGCUGAAAAAGAACGAAAUACCAGAGAUAUACUGGAGAUCCCUGCAUUUGAAACUAAGAAAUGAGGUUUAUGAUGCUGGAGAGUAUUUCUCAAUCAUGCAAGAGGAAGAUGACAAUACCUUUAAAGUUAUUGUAACCAAUGAGGAUGGUGUGAAAACUUCUGCUCCAAACAGUAUAUUCCUGAUUGACCAUGCAUGGACAUAUGAGUCUAAAUUUGCACGCUCUCAGCUUCUUGCGUAUCCUGCUCUUGCUGAGAGGAUGUCUGCCUUGAUGGGUAUAAAAGACACAGACAAACAGGGGGACGCCAGAAUUGACCAUGUUAUCCAGGAAAUGUGGCGUUUCAAUAAUACUUAUCAGUCCAAGACAGUGCAGCAAUCUGAGCAAGGAAUUGAGUACAGCCCUGAUGAGCAAGUUGAGGAUGAGAUCACCUUGUGGUAUGUGAUGGAUGAGUUAGGGUCCAGAAUCCAGCAUUCAGAUGAGCCUACCUCUAAAAUGGCCCUUCUAUAUUAUGCCCCUAUGGGAAUCAGUUUCUCUGUUAUAUGGCCCACGAUGGAUCUUUCCUAUGCAGAUGAGUUAACAAGGGACUAUCUACCAAAUCUGAAUGACCCUCUACAAAGGAAAGCUGCUCUGUUGCCAUGGCAGCAAUGUGACAUUGAAGAGGAGAUUGACAGCCACCCAGAAUGCCUAGGGGAAGACAAACCUCCUUUGCACAAGAUUCGUAUGCUGAAAUAUGAAAAUGUAUUCAACGAAGUUUUACCAGAUCCCACCAACACCUACCACAGGCAACCCAUCGAUGGAGUUUUCCGCGUGUAUGUUGAGUUUGAGCAAAUUCACAAGGCCUUGAGUCACCCCAAGUUCGCAUUUGUCGAUAACAGACAAGAAGCUGAUAUUCUUUGGCUGGUGGAGCACUGGAAGGACUUCAGAUCUCUAGGCACUAGUGGGCAGCUUGUAAACCAGUUCCCCGGCGAGGCUGUACUAACUUGCAAGCACUUGUUGGCGGAACUGUGUCAGCGGUCAGCUCCUACUCACGAGUCAUGCGCGGAAGAGCGAGAUGAGCUGCUGUGUCGGGGCCCGUACUGGCUUCCGGUUACGUACAGUAUCAAUACAGAACUUGCUCAGUUUGUGAAGCACUUUAGACAGCGAGAGAAGAGAGGUCUUGACAAUCACUGGAUUAUAAAGCCAUGGAACAUGGGUCGCGGGCUCAACAUACAGGUAUCCCGUAACUUGAUGGAAAUCAUCAGACUUGCCGAGGCUGGACCCAAGAUCGCCUCAAAGUAUAUUGACAAGCAAGUGUUAUUUCACCGCGAUGACGUGGGACCCGUCAAGUUUGACGUUAGAUAUAUGCUAUUCGUGACGUCAGUAGCGCCUUUGCGCCUCUACGUGGACCGAGUCUUCUGGCUGCGGUUUGCAAACAAGCCGUUUGCACUGGACCACUUUGAAGAGUAUGACCGACAUUGCACCGUCAUGAACUAUGGGACACAUAAAUUAAAACAGAUCCACCAUUACGACUUUAUCCCAAUGUUUAACGCGCAGUACCCUGAUCACAAGUGGGAGUCGAUAGAAGAAGAGUUUUUCGAGAUUUUCAAGGAGUUGAUGCAGACGGCCGUGAGGGAUCCUCCGCCAAGGGGCCUGGGGCCGUGUAACCAGUCCCGCGCUACAUACGGAGUGGACAUAAUGGUCAAGUGGGCGGAUGAUGGGUCCGACAGGAUUGUACCGCAAGUUAUUGAGAUGAACUACAGCCCAGACUGCACGCGAAUUUGCAAGUAUUACCCCGAAUACUACAAUUUCGUCUUCAGUCAGCUCUUUCUAGAGGACUCCAUGGACUGGCCUGUGAAGCAGCUGCUGUAGUAGCGGAAAAGGGAAUUCCCUGAGAUAUGAGCCCUACUUAACUUCUUGUCUAUAGAGUCAGAGGGUUCUAUAGUUUGAUGUGUGAAGCAGUUGCUAUGAUAGACA